Spodoptera litura is the source of this 1501-nucleotide messenger RNA. RefSeq lists its product as uncharacterized. The record is from RefSeq and is a predicted model, not a curated record. NCBI's taxonomy places the organism in Eukaryota, Metazoa, Arthropoda, Insecta, Lepidoptera, Noctuidae.
CAUAAGUUUACUAGUACCCUAAACAGUAGAAAGACUCCUUAUAUUUAUGGUGUUCUACGUAAAGUUGAUUAGAAUUUCGAAACGCGUACAAGUAAGACCUACAUACUCACCGGCGAGAAUAAAAUUACGUAAUGACGGAUAACGUUAUACCGUAUGCUUUAACACAAUAGUCUGUCUCGAGCUUCCGAUACGGCUUUGUUGAGGGAUUUGAAACUAAUUUCAAAAUACGUAAACUCUGAAGUGCCACAUACUUUUUCGAUGUCGCAUUGAAUUUAUCUCGGUACUCUCUUACGAUAGAUACCUACAUGAUAUCUGUUAUCAAGAUACCUCAGUCAGCAUUGUUUGUCUAAAACGAAUGUUAUUGUCAAACACGCUGUGUAACCAACAAUAGCUCAUGUAAAAUUUAAUCAAAUUCAGUAUUCAUUCAAAUAAAACGUUUGUAUUGAUCAGUUACAAAUAACUCGUAGUGACGUGCGUUGAAAGGGAUCUAUGUGCGUAUAAUAAUGCAGUUUGCUGAACAGUAUUAGCUGCAUGAGAAUUACCAAAGACAUUGCCAAAUUAAAGUAGUACAGAUUAAAAUAAGUUUAUCUAAUUACGUCAAAAUGCCAGAAAUAGGGCCGAUGAUGCGCGCACUCGAGCUGCAGAGGCUGAUAGAGGACAAAGUGGCCGAAUGGCGCGAAAGGUCAGCGAGGGUCGCCGGAGCAACCGUAGCCGACGCUUAUCAACAGCCACUCAACUUCAAACGACACACAUAUAGACGUAAGAACAACGCUGAAAUAAACAGAAUUAUCGCAAAGUACUCAAAGCCCACUAAGAGAGCAGACGAACCCUAUUCGAUAGCGCGUGUCACUUCGGAAACGUCCCCAAAACGCCCACCGAGAUCUAAGAAAUUGACAAACACAAAAGUGUUGUCCAAAAGUGAAGAUAAUCUGGCAAGCAUCGGCGAAAUGGAGGUCGAAACGGAACCAAAACAAGAAACGAAGUCCUACUUCACACUAUCCAAGUACAACACCAAAAGUUGUGAAGAUGUCACAGCGUUCGUUGAUAUACAUCACCAUGUGAAAAGUAAAAAUUUCGAACAGAAUAGUAUUUUAAAUGCCAAAACAGUCGUGCCAAACCGAAGACCUAAGCUGCAUAGCAUUUGUGAAGGUGUUACGGACAUUUCGGAGUUCUCGGACAGUGGUUUAGAAUGUGGUGAUACGUCUUUUGUUACAUCAACGCCUCUGUCUAAAAGAAAAACGUGUCCUCCUGGUGGAUCAGUGUCAACAUUAAAUUUUGAAAGGGUUACCAAAAAACCCAACAGUGUAAGUGAGAUGCGAAAAGGUGUAUCUGAACCGAAUAUCCUUAGUGCAGAUGCUAGUGAAAGUGGAAGUUCAAAGACUAUUGAUUUUAGAAAGCGCUGGAAAAUGUUGAAGCCACCUUUUAAAAAAGGGGCUUUCGAUUGUUUACUGUUAUGGCGUGGGAAGAAACAAAACCCAACGACAGAGAACAACACCCGGAG